Messenger RNA from Myotis brandtii (Brandt's bat), 789 nucleotides. It is a transcript of the gene AKR7A2, whose product is annotated as aldo-keto reductase family 7, member A2. NCBI's taxonomy places the organism in Eukaryota, Metazoa, Chordata, Mammalia, Chiroptera, Vespertilionidae. The transcript is spliced from 7 exons. Bases 1 to 789 code for a protein of 262 amino acids. The record is from RefSeq and is a predicted model, not a curated record.
AUGGCUAUGCAAAUUGCCACUAAGGCCAAUCCCUGGGAUGGGAAGUCCCUGAAGCCUGACAGUCUCCGGUCCCAGCUGGAGACAUCACUGAAGCGAUUGCAAUGCUCCCAGGUGGACCUCUUCUACCUGCAUGCGCCUGACCAUGGCACUCCAGUGGAAGAAACGCUACGUGCCUGCCACCAGCUUCACCAGGAGGGCAAGUUUGUGGAGCUUGGCCUCUCCAACUAUGCAGCCUGGGAGGUGGCCGAGAUCUGUACCCUCUGCAAGAGCAACGGCUGGAUCCUUCCCACUGUGUACCAGGGCAUGUACAACGCCACCACCCGGCAGGUGGAAACGGAGCUCUUCCCCUGCCUCAGGCACUUUGGACUGAGAUUCUACGCCUACAACCCUUUGGCAGGGGGCCUGCUGACCGGCAAGUACAAGUAUGAGGACAAGGACGGGAAACAGCCUGUGGGCCGCUUCUUUGGAAAUAGCUGGUCUGAGAUCUACAGGGAUCGCUUCUGGAAGGAGCACCACUUCAAGGCCAUUGCCCUGGUGGAGAAGGCUCUGCAGGCUGCAUAUGGCAGCAGUGCCCCCAGCAUGACUUCAGCUGCCUUGCAAUGGAUGUACCACCACUCACAGCUCCAGGGUGCGCACAGGGAUGCGGUCAUCCUGGGCAUGUCCAGCCUGGAGCAGCUGGAACAGAACCUGGCAGCCACCAAGCAAGGGCCCCUGGAGCCAGCUGUUGUGCAGGCCUUUGAUCAAGCCUGGCACCUGGUUGCCCAUGAAUGUCCCAACUACUUCCGUUAG